AUGGCUCACAGCCAGCUCCCGAAUGACUCCUGGCAGAACGGCUCAGCCCCUCUCUUCACUGGCCUUGACCUCCUCCUGGAGCUCAAACCGCUCUUCAUCCCACUCUACGCCACCCUGGUGGCCGUGGCGUGCACAGGGAACCUCUUUCUCAUCCUCCUCAUCGCUCUCACCAAGAAGCUGCACUGCACCACCAAUUUCCUGAUAGGGAACCUGGCUGCAGCCGACUUCAUCAUGUGCCUGGCCUGCGUCCCGCUGACCGUCUCCUACGCCUUCGAGGUGCGAGGCUGGCUCUUUGGGAUGUUCAUGUGCUACUUCAUCACCUUGAUGCAGGCCGCCACCGUCUUCGUCUCGGUGCUGUCCCUCACCGCCAUUGCUGUUGACCGGUACGUUGUCGUGGCGUACCCCAUCCGCCGGAGGAUCAGCCGCAAGUCCUGCGUCUGCAUAGUGGCCUGCAUCUGGUUGCUCUCCAUCAUGGCCUCUGUCCCGACAUCCCUGCACACCCAGUACUUGGAUCUCAACACCAUUGGCCAUGACAUGAUCAUCUGCGAAGAGUUUUGGAAGCAUGAGGAGAGGGAGCGGCUACUGUACUCGUGCUUGAUGCUCCUCCUGUCCUACAUGCUCCCACUGUUGGCCGUGUCAGUCUCCUUCUGUGCCAUUACCUACCACCUGCGGCGAAGGAAUGUCCCGGGUGCUGCCUACCCCUGCCAAGACAAAUGGACCAAAACAAAGCAGAAAACCUUCCGCGUGCUCACCGUCUCGGUGGUGUGCUUCGCAAUCUGCUGGCUGCCCCUCCAGGUGGUGAACUUCAUCAGAGACAUCGACGAGGAGUUCACCAUCUUGGACAAGAGGUACGUGAAUGUCAUCCAGGUCUCAUGCCACUUGAUCGCCAUGAGCUCUGCCUGCUAUAACCCCUUCAUCUAUGCCUCCCUCCAUGACAAGUUCCGCUUCCACCUCAGCAGCUACUUCUACCGCAAGAAGAAGAGCUCCAGCAUCGUGUCCUGCAAGGCCUCGCGAUUCAACACCUGCUCCACGUUGGCAGAUGCUCCAGCUGGGGUCUCGGAUAAGAUAGCUUUGCAAACCAGGUUCUCUUAG
Molecule: messenger RNA, 1092 nt
Organism: Cygnus atratus (black swan)
Lineage: Eukaryota; Metazoa; Chordata; Aves; Anseriformes; Anatidae
Product: prolactin-releasing peptide receptor-like
Exons: 1
Coding region: 1-1092 (363 amino acids)
Biological process (GO): G protein-coupled receptor signaling pathway
Cellular component (GO): plasma membrane; neuron projection
Molecular function (GO): neuropeptide binding; neuropeptide Y receptor activity
Source: RefSeq, a predicted model, not a curated record